GGGGAGCGUGGGCUGGGGCUUGUUAGGGCGCGCGGGGAGCAGAGGCGGCUGCGGGCUGCGGGCUGCGGCAAGCGGCGGGAACGGCUGGGCUGGUCUCCAAUGGUGCCAUUGCACCAUCUUCAAAGAAGAGUGUCAGUGCUGAUCAGGAAGCAAGGGAGGGGAGCCGGAGAGAUAGUACAACAGAAAGACAGGCCUACCAGGACAACAUGAAGAGUGCAGCCAAGCCCUGGAACCCUGUCAUCAAGGCGGGGAGUCAUGUGAUAGAACGUGCACGGCCUCUUCCUGCAGCUUCUUCUGGCAUGAAGACUUCUAAAUCUUCAACCUCGUUGGCUUUUGAAUCUCGACUGAGCAAGCUCAAGAGGGCCAGCAGUGAGGACAUGCUCAACAAACCAGGAUGCUCCUCCACUUCUGGAGGGGCUCGACUAAAGAAGACGCCCACCUCCGGAGCCAUCUCCGAGCUCACCGAGAGCCGUCUGCGCAGCAGCUCAGGGGUUGUGGCCACAACCAAACGGACUGGCAUCCCAGCUCCUCGAGAACUUGCAGUUACUGUCUCAAGAGAGAGAACUGUGCCACGAGGUCCCUCUAACCCAAGGAAGUUGGUGUCCAGCCCAACUUCUUCCAGCACACCCACCCCUAUCAAGCACCUGAGGACCGCUUCCACAAGACCCAAGCAAGAGAAUGAAGGUGGAGAAAAGGCCAUGCUGGAGUCACAAGUUCGGGAGCUCUUGGCAGAAGCCAAAGUGAAAGAUAGUGAAAUUAACAGGCUUCGAAGUGAGCUAAAGAAGUGCAAGGAAAAAAGGUCUCCAAAUACUGAAGUGACGAAUACUGUAAACCCAAAUGUAGGCAGAACAUCAUUCUCAUCAGGAGACUCAGAGUCUUUGGUAAGAGCUCUGGAAGAGAAGAAUAAGAAUUUUCAGAAAGAGCUUGCUGACCUAGAGGAAGAAAACAGAGUCUUGAAAGAGAAACUCACUUAUCUUGAGCACUCACCCAAUUCUGAACCAAGUCACACUGGUAAUAGCAGCUGCCCAACCUCUGCAGCUCAAGAAUCCAGCUUUGGAAGUCCACCUGGAAAUCAGCUGUCAAGCGAAGUGGAAGAGUUUAAGAAAAAUAUGCAUGGAAAUACAUUGCGGAAGUCAGGUUCUUCAAGUAGUGAUGUUACCAAAGCUUCCUUAUCACCUGAUGUCUCUGAUUUUGAGCACAUCUCAGCAGAUACUCCCUCCCGGCCCCUGUCUUCCACUAGCAACCCCUUUAAGAGCUCAAGGUGUUCUACUACAGGGAGUUCUCCUAACAAUGUGAGUGAAUUGUCCCUGGCAUCCCUCACAGAGAAGAUUCAAAAGAUGGAAGAAAAUCAUCAUAGCACAGCAGAAGAGCUGCAGGCUACUUUGCAAGAAUUAUCAGACCAGCAGCAAAUGGUGCAGGAAUUGACAGCUGAAAAUGAGAAGCUGGUGGAUGAGAAAACAUUUUUGGAAACUUCCUUUCAUCAGCAUCGAGAGAGGGCAGAGCACUUAAGUCAAGAAAAUGAGAAACUGAUGAAUCUUUUACAAGAGCGAGCAAAGAAUGAAGAGUCCAGUGCUCAAGAAGGAAAAAUCCUUGAACUGGAGCAGAAGUACAAAGAAAUUCUUGAACAGGGUCGCUUUGAAAGGGAGAAGCUACUCAACAUUCAGCAGCAGCUUACCUGUAGCUUACGGAAGGUUGAGGAAGAAAACCAAGGAGCUUUAGAAAUGAUUAAGCACCUGAAGGAAGAAAAUGAAAAGCUGAAUGGCUUUCUAGAGCUAGAAAGGAGUAAUAAGAGUAUCAUGGCCAAGUCUUUGGAAGAAUGCAAAGCUACCUUGGAAGGACUGAAAAUUGAAAAUGGAUCUUUGAAAGCUCAUUUGGAGAACGAGAAGCAAAAUGCUGGAGUGACCUGUCCCACAGGGCCAGUGGCAGAAGGAUGCGAAGUUCAAGAGAUGUUGAAACUAGCUCAAGCUGAAAAAGAUCAACUGGAACAGUCUUGCUCUGAGCUCAAACAAGAAUUAGUAACAGCAAAUGGGGAAAUUAAUCGUGUUUCAAAUCUACUAGCCAAGGUAGAAAAGGAUUAUUCUUAUCUGAAGGAUAUAUGUGAUCAUCAAGCAGAACAGCUGAGUAGAACCAGCCUAAAACUGCAAGAGAAAGCAUCAGAGAGUGAUGCAGAGAUAAAAGACAUGAAGGAAACCAUAUUUGAAUUGGAAGAUCAGGUGGAACAGCACCGGGCUGUCAAGUUACAUAAUAAUCAGCUCAUCAGUGAGCUAGAAAGCAGUGUGAUAAAGCUGGAGGAACAGAAGUCAGACCUGGAGAGGCAGCUAAAGACUCUAACAAAGCAGAUAAAGGAGGAGACUGAGGAGUGGAGGCGCUUUCAGGCCGACCUGCAGACGGCAGUGGUGGUGGCCAAUGACAUCAAGUGUGAGGCCCAGCAGGAGCUCCGCACCGUGAAGAGGAGGCUACUAGAGGAGGAGGAGAAGAACGCCAGGCUGCAGAAGGAGCUGGGGGACAUGCAGAGUCUUGGCAGACCUGCCAGUGAAGACUCCGAGCCCUCCGAGGUCAGUGCUCCUGGCCGGUGGCCUGGCGUCUAUGUGAGCAGAACAUCUCCAACACCUUCAGAGUCUGCAACCACUGUAAAAUCCCUUAUCAAGUCAUUUGACUUAGGACGCCCAGGUGGAGCUGGACAGAGUAUUUCUGUCCAUAAGACCCCCAGAAGCCCCCUCAGUGGAAUACCUGUGCGGACUGCUCCAGCUGCUGCUGUUUCUCCCAUGCAGAGACAUUCAUCUUACAGCGGUGUGCGAUCAACCAGCAAAGGGUUAACUCAACAUUUGGAUCUUUCAGACCUUCCUCUCUCAGGUCUUAUGAAAGGAAAACCAGACCCUUAUCUCCGUAAGAGCCCUUCACUGGAGUCUCUGAGCAGACCCCCUACUCUGAACUUCGGGAGCACCAGACUGCUGAGCGUCUCCACUGGAGGACUGAGGCCACAUAGCAAACUCAGUGUGGAAAGAAGAGACCCUCUGGCUGCCUUGGCCCGGGAGUAUGGAGGCUCCAAGCGCAACGCUCUGCUGAAGUGGUGCCAGAAGAAGACCGAGGGCUACGCGAACAUUGAUAUCACCAACUUCAGCAGCAGCUGGAGUGACGGCCUGGCCUUCUGCGCUCUGCUCCACACUUACCUGCCUGCCCACAUCCCCUAUCAGGAGCUGGACAGUCAGGAGAAGAAAAGAAAUCUCUUGUUGGCAUUUGAAGCAGCUGAAAGUGUAGGCAUCAAACCCAGCCUGUGCUCUGGGGCUUCUUCUGGCUGCUGCUCAGAGGUCACUUCCCAGCAGUGCUCAGAGGACUAUGAGGAGCUCAGUGAGAUGCUGUACACAGACCGGCCCGACUGGCAGAGUGUGAUGCAGUACGUCGCCCAGAUCUAUAAGUACUUCGAGACGUAAGCCUAGAAGACCUGGAGCUGAACAUCCCACCCUACCUGCUGCCUUCUGUACUUCAAAGAAAGGCUCAUGUGUGGGGGGGUAGGGGGCCGUCCACAGCAAAGAGAGCACCAGCACCCACUUCCACCUCAGCUCACUUGGAGGACAAUGGAGGACAAACAGAAUUCCAGACCUGGCAUCCACCCCACAGCUUAUUCCAAGGACCCUACAUGGGAGUUCUCCACUCCCAGCCGGGAUCUGUGCCUAACCUGCACUGCAAGUCACAGCAAACUGCUCUUUCUAAGUUCUCUUCUUACAACAGAUUCUGACUUUCCCCCUUACAACAACUUAGCACUAGCCAGCCCAUCUCUUCCUCCAAACCACCCAACGAAAUGCCAGAAAGCAAGCAAGCACUUGCUCUCAAACUGCUUGGAACUAACCAAUUCAGCAUCUGACGGAGAAACACAUUCAGGUGUCAGGGAACAGUUGCAGUGCCAAGAGCUGGGUGAAGGUCUUGGGGUCACGCCCUCACAUGUGUGAUUCCCUAGUGUACAGUAAGGCAGGAAACCCAGACUGUUUGCUGUGGGGGGUCUUGGGCCAGGCUCGCAGCCUACAGGAAACCAGCACUUGUGCCUCCACUCACACCCACCGGCAUCUGUGACACAGAACCUCUUGGGCACAGGAAACGGCCAGGCCUACAGAGUCCUCGUGAACCUGCACAAUAGGCUGAAGAUGUGUGUUUCUUGGGUUGUUGCACAGGCACAAAUUUAAACAGUAUUUCAGCUGCAGACUCAAUCAGGCCUCCUACCUGUGCAUGGCAAAACAAAGCCUUCGGGGUAGGCACGUCUAUCUAGAAUCGAAGGUGGCCAGGGAGGUUUCUUUCCCCUGCUGUGGGCUCCCUCUGUGGCAGCCCAAGCCCUGCUUUCCUCUGGAAGUUUGGGUGCAAGUACUAAUUGCUCCUUGUCAUCUUCUUGGGCAAGUCUGUGGUAGACUUAUCAGCACCGCCCUCCUGGCUGCGUUCCAUCCAGGCCCAUCGGGGACCUGGUUUCCCCUGUGGUUCUCCUCAGACUCUUGAUUCCCAAACUCCUAGGGAGUCGGGUGCAGCUAUGUGUACCUGGUGGCUGUCCCAUCAGCCCGAGAGAAGAGCUGGAUUGCAUCAGGGAUGUGAUCUAUAGAUCACAUAUGAUAGAUCACACAUGUAAUCUAUAGAGUUUUCCUAAGAACCACUAAGGAGAGAGAGAAUCCUGGCCAGGCCCCAGAGUGGAGCCAUGCUCUGGGCAGGGUCGGGAGGUGACUCUGUUUGUUUGCAGAUGGAAGCUAGAGGCACAAUCUGAAUACAUUUAACGUGCUUCUUCCUGAUGAAUUUGUCCAAAUGGAAGUUAUUGCUUGAGUUGCUUUGUGCUGCUGGCUUUCUGGGACAAACUGAUCUGUUUUCUGUCUAGCUUCUGCCUUGCUGCCUAUUCCAGGAGGGAAAAGUAUUAGCCCCAAUAGUUGAGUUGAUCUGUUUGUUGUGUGUAAGCUGGGCUUAUGCAGGGCUUUGUGUGGGAGAGACAUUGAGGUUUUUCAGAUACCUAGAGGGGGUAGCCAGCCUGCCUGGCGCCCUGUUUGGAGUGAUUACUCUAGAUGAUUCAGAACUCACUCUGGGCACAGCUGUCUACAGUGGUAGCCUCAGCCUUCUCCUCCCUCCACCCAUUCCUUGUAGGUUAAAAAGAAGGAAAGAAAUGUCACAAGGCCAUGUGCAGCUUAUUUUUGUAACUUAAGGAAAUGCUGAGAUGGUGCUUUGCCAGUGGGCGUGUGUGGAGAAGCUGAAGGUGGUGUUCAGCCCACAGACAUGUGUUGCUGCAGGCAGGGAGGAAGGCCAGAGGCCACGGGCCGAGGGUGCGUGGGAGUCCCCACCCUGGCUGGGCCACAGGGCAAGCUAUUUAAUCAAAAGCUUAGAGCACAAUGAAGUUCAAAGGGAAAAGGAAUGAAUUGAGAAAAAAUCUCAAAUCGUGACCCCCGGUUUUCUCUCCCAAGAUAUUCAAAGGCCAAAAUACUCAACUUUCUUCCCAUAUCCCUUCAGCCAAUAUUUCCUCAUUUCAGAUGAUUAGGUGACUGCAAAUAUUUACUUCAUAUAUGAUUUUUUUUAUUUAUAAAGAAAGAUGCAAAAUGCAGCACCCAAAAGAGUGCAGGAAUUAUUCUAGAACAUAAAGAGAAGUUCCUGGUUCUCUCUUGCAAGUUGUUUCAACAACAUGAACUUGAGUGACCCUGUGACAGUGUCAUGGCUGGCCAAAGGCCGAUCUAGCCCUUUGCCCUCUACAGAAACAGUGUCCCUCUUUAUUGUUGUUCUCUACUCCUCAUGUUUUAGCUUUUGUUAACAACAUUCAAAGUAGAUUCCAUUCGUUGUAGACAAAAUGGUUCCCAAGGGACAGCUAUUUGCAGGUUCUCUUGCCCCACCAGCCCUCUCUGCUGCAGGGACCCUGCCAGGGAGCUCAGGGCUGUUGCUGUAUCUCAUGGCAGAUGUACACAUGGGGCUGAGAGGUCAGUAACUCCAAACCUAUUUGCCAAACCCCGUGGGAGUUUUUGCCUUUGCAAAGCUUGAGUGCCAUUUUGAGAUGAGCUAUACUCUAACAGGUAUAACCUAGCAAGUUUUUUAAAAGAUAUUUUUAAUAAUUGCAUUUUCCCAGUUCACUGGAUAUUUUACUUCUCUGACCCAAGUCAGAGUUUGGCUGAAUCUGUAACAUCCUGAGUCGCUAACCAAUUUUAACUACGUUAGUUGAAUACAGUUGAUACAGACAUCUGUGGCAUCACUUUUACAAAGAGCACACUAGAUUGUACCAAGCUUUGUCAGGACUUGACAAGCCAACAUAGAUGUAUUUAACUAUUAACAUAAAAAUAUAGCAUAAUGACUGCAAUAUUUCUAAUAAAUAUAUUUUAUUUCCACCUGAU
This is a messenger RNA of Sorex araneus (European shrew), 6335 nucleotides long. It is a transcript of the gene SPECC1, whose product is annotated as sperm antigen with calponin homology and coiled-coil domains 1. Gene Ontology annotation, biological process: actin cytoskeleton organization. The record is from RefSeq and is a predicted model, not a curated record. Bases 207 to 3431 code for a protein of 1074 amino acids. The transcript is spliced from 17 exons. NCBI's taxonomy places the organism in Eukaryota, Metazoa, Chordata, Mammalia, Eulipotyphla, Soricidae. Gene Ontology annotation, molecular function: protein binding. Gene Ontology annotation, cellular component: filamentous actin; microtubule organizing center.